Molecule: messenger RNA, 426 nt
Organism: Prorocentrum cordatum
Lineage: Eukaryota; Dinophyceae; Prorocentrales; Prorocentraceae
Source: the annotation of a GenBank genome assembly
AUGGCGCUCCCGCCGCCGCCGCGCCGCUGCUUCGGCCGCUUCACCUUGGAGCCCUGGGAGCUGCCCCCGGUCUCAGACGACUGGCUCUUCGCCGGCCUGGCCGACCCCGGCGAGCGGCCCGGGCGCGCGGUGCCGGCGGCGGCGCCGGCGGGCGGGCUGCCGCGCGCUUGGCCCAGGAUCGGAAUCCGCACCGGGGCCAACACGCCCGCGAGCAGCACGACGGGUUCCGGCCCAAGCCUCAGCGAUGUCAGCAGUGCCGCGUCCGAGUGCGGCUCUGAGGCCAGCGCGGCGGAGGGGUCCGAGUGCGGCUCUGAGGCCCGCGUGGCGGAGGGGUCCGAGUGCGGCUCUGAGGCCAGCGUGGCGGAGGGGUCCGAGUGCGGCUCUGAGGCCAGCGCGAGUGAGACCACUUUGCGCGUCGGCCUGUAA